Schistocerca nitens (vagrant locust) is the source of this 1233-nucleotide messenger RNA. Its product is annotated as cholinesterase-like. Bases 1 to 1233 code for a protein of 410 amino acids. The transcript is spliced from 7 exons. The record is from RefSeq and is a predicted model, not a curated record. NCBI's taxonomy places the organism in Eukaryota, Metazoa, Arthropoda, Insecta, Orthoptera, Acrididae.
AUGAAGAGGCAGAUAAAGGUGGCACCCUCUGUGGACGUUGUGGAGGUUUCAGUUGUGAAGCAGGCAUAUGCUGUGGUGGUGAAAAGCCAGGUGCUACAACAAGCCCCGCAGCCUGCGACCUCCUGGUCCGGAGUUCGAGACGCGCUGUCCCUCGCGGACGACUGUGCCCAGCCAAAGCUUCAAGGCGCGCAGCCCACUACUGGCUCCGAGGAUUGCCUCUACCUCAACGUGUUCGUGCCGACUGCGGCGAGUGGUUCUUUGCCCCUGAUGGUUCACAUCCACGGUGGUACAUUCAGGACUGGUUCUCCUUCCAAUGGCGCACCGGACUAUUUUGUGGAGAAAGGCGUCGUGAUGGUCUCAGUCGCUUAUCGUCUCGGUGCCCUCGGCUUCGUGAGCCUUCAGAACGACGACAUCCCGGGCAACUCGGGCCUUAAGGACCAGGUGCUGGCGCUGCAGUGGAUACAAAGGAACAUCGCAGCUUUCGGGGGAGAUCCGAGCAGGGUCGUCGUCUUCGGGGAAAGCGCAGGUGGCUGCUCCGUAUCACAUCUCUUUCUCUCACCGGCCACCGAGGGGCUCUUCAGCGGAGUAAUCGUGGAAAGUGGGGUAGCGACGACCCCUUGGGCGCUGACGGACAAACCCCGCGAGAGGGCGUACCGCAUGGCGGGGCGCUCGGGUUCCAGGCGCAGGGCGGCAACCACACUGACGACGACGACGCGAGGAAAAGCGCUGCCCGCUCCGGUGCACCUGGCUUUCGUCCCCGUCGUGGAGCCACCAUCGGACUCUGCAGUGAUCAUCGAGCCUCCAGCAGACGUCCUCAGAGCUGGCAGCUACAACCAGGUCCCCAUCAUACUUGGCGUCACUUCUGGAGAAGGUUUCGUGGUAUAUCUCUCGGCGGGACUGCUGACGGAAGCGGGGAUCGCCGACAUGAAGGAGAACUUCACGGCGCUGGUCGGCUCCCAGCUGCCGCUCCCCACGGAGGAACAGCGAACUCGUGCGGCGCAACACCUGGAGCAAUUCUUCUUUGGGGACGACGGCUUCUCCACAGACGACAUGCAAGCCGUUAUUGAUCUGUUUUCAGAUCUCUAUUUCAUUCAACCAUCGAAUUCCUUCGCUACAGCAGUGGUGGACUCGAGCAGUAUACCUGUACACUUCUAUUACUUCGACUACAACGGCCCUGGCUACACGAAAUACGCCAAGACUGCACCAUUAGGCGUUGCUUCCAUCUACAGAUGA